Phyllotreta striolata is the source of this 2918-nucleotide messenger RNA. The record is from the annotation of a GenBank genome assembly. NCBI's taxonomy places the organism in Eukaryota, Metazoa, Arthropoda, Insecta, Coleoptera, Chrysomelidae.
AUGAAUACCCCAUUUCCAGCUCCUCUAACGUCGAAACUCCUCCAAGCGAUGGCCGGCUAUCCCGUAAAGAUCGAACUGACGGAAAAACCGAGCGAACUGGGCUCCCUGUCGUUCUCCGACGCGGAGAAACCGAAGAAGAAAACCAACCGCAUACGCGGCAACUUCCGCUGUCCGCAAUGCGACCGGACGUACAUCAGAAAGGACUCGCUGCAGCGCCAUUUGACCUACGAGUGCGGCAAGGAGCCGAUGUUCCAGUGCCCGUUUUGCCCGCAAAAGUGCAAGCGGCGCGGCCACCAGCUCAGGCACGUCAGGCGCCAGCACAAGGACAAAAUCGGCCUGAUCGAGGAGAAUAAUCCGGACAUUUUCGGCAAGAAAGAGGACGUCGAGUGACGAGCUUUGCCCGCCGAAGACCUGAGCUUGAAAAAGUCCUCGUGGGAGAACUGGCCGUCGCACUUGGUCCUGCCGAUGAUGCUCAUGCGCGAGAACAUGAAGCAAUCGAUGCUGCAAUCGAUCAACCGCGGCACGCUCGACCUGUCGCUCAGCCCCCGGUCGAAGGGCCGCUUCGGCGACGUGUCGCCGACGCCCGGCGCCGGCGGCGGCUUCGUCUGCGCCGUCUGCGGGCGCACCUACAAGCUGAAGAGCUCGCUCAGGAACCACCAGAAGUGGGAGUGCGGCAAAGAGCCGCAGUUCAAGUGCCCCUAUUGCGUCUACAAGGCGAAGCAGAAGAUGCACAUGGCCAGGCACAUGGAGCGCAUGCACCGGGAGAUCGAUUGCUCGAUCGUGAAAACGGAACUCAAGACGGAGACCAAGUCGUCGGAGGACCGGGACCAGGACAACAUCGAAAACAAGCGAAUCGAAAGCAACAAUGACAAUAGCAAUAGUUUUAGUAAUUUGAGUAGCAAUUGAUGCGAUUGUUGGGUGUUUGUUUUUUUGGGAAGAAAUUUGGUGAUGCUUCUUUCAUGGUUACGUCCGAUCUCGUCCAAUUCUCUCGUCCGUUACUAGCUCAAAUGCUCAAUUUUAUAAGUCGGAUUUGCAGGUUAGAUCGACUUAGACCAGUUUGGACGAGUUGCUGGACAUAUCGGCUUGAUUCAAAUACAUUCCAAUAUUCUAAUGCGACCCAUUCACUGCCAUAAAAGCGCAAACAGAUUGUGUGUACUUGUAUGUUGAUUAUUCACGAACCCUCAAAGUCCCCCAACGAAACCUCGCGUUAAAGAUGUAGUGGAGAAUAGUGGAAGUAUUUAGUGGAUCGGAGUUGUGGUGAUAAUUUUUACAUCUUUUCAUCCUCUCUUUAGGUAUAUUCUUUAUUUUUUUUAGAUAAUCUUUUAAUGUUUCCUUUUAAUUCGUCUUUAUUGAAGGCGUAAAAUGUUGGGUGGACUUUUGAGUUUGUUUUUUUUUUGUUUAGUGGAAAAUACCGAUUGAAUACUCAUUAUUUUAGACGAUUUCGAACACUAUAAUGUCUACCAGUGCGUAAAGUAACAGAAAAAUCGACGUAAUUGUGAUAUAUGUAUUUUUUGUAUCUAUGUAUCAAAACCGCAAUACCUUUUUUUAUACUCUAUUUAAAGACACUAGUAUUACAUAUCGAUUUAUCGAUCCGUUAUUGCUGCCAGUGAAUUUAUCAAUGGUAUUAAAGACUGCGUAGUCUACCGGUAGAUUUUUUUACAGACUCAUUCCAUUUUUUAUACAAUCUAUGUUUUAAAGUCGGGCCAAUUCAACUUUAAAACGGACGAUUUUAAUUAAUUUACUCGCUCAUAUUUUAGUUAUUGUGAUUACGCACACGCCGAACAAAUUUUUCCAAAUCGUACGCUUCCAAUAGAUGUUAGGUAAUUUUUUUAACACGUCGAGUGCCGACGCAAAUGUCACAUUUUUGCAACGCACGCGUAUCUUUUUUUUGUUUAGAGAUAUUUGUUCCUAGAAACUCGUUGGUUCCUAAUGACGCGUAUUUUGUGAUUUUUAACGCCUUUUUGAACGUACCAAGUGCCUUUUAACAGCCGAAAUUGAGAUGGUGAAUAAAAUAUAGUUAGAUCUAGAUACUCGCGUGAGAAGGGUACUUUCUUGCACAUCGAUAAUGCAUAUCUGUAGGUAAAAGAAAUUUAAUUUUUUAUGUAAAAAUAUAGUGAUAUACGGGGCGUUUCCUAUUUGAAGCAAUUUGUGGGUUCCGUACGUUUUGGUUGCGUUUCGCUUUGAUUUAUAAUCGUAAGGGAUAAUUUUAGGUAGGUGUUGUUUAUUUUUUUAAUUGAUAUUAGUAUUUUAGGAUUUUUUCGUUCGAACCGGUCGAAAUGUGUUGAAUUGGUAAAAUACUUAAAAAGUUUUAGUUAAGUAAGGGCUUUUUUGUAAUGUUUUUUCGUUAUUGAUGCUUUGGAAAAAAUAAUUGCUUUUUCUUUGAAUUAAGGCAGCUUUUGAGAUAUUUAAAUAUGGAUUACCCAAUGUUUUUUAUACCUAUAUAAAUAUAUGUUAUGGUGGUAAUGUUACAAUUUUAAAAUUUGAAAAAAAAUUUAUUAUAUUAUGUAAUUAUUUUACCAGGUGUAGGGCCGUAUAAUUUUCGAACAAACCAUAUCAGUUAACCAAUUUUAAGUACAAUUGAAAUUUCUAACUAUUAGAAAUUUCAAAUCUACUUACAUAAACGUCGACAAUACUCAAAUUAACAGAUGUGAUUUUUUUUACCAUUUUUUUGUCAUUUAUAGUUCCUCAAUUUUUACAAUAGCUUUCCCACUUUAUUGUUAAAAAAACUAUUUUCUUACAAUGUAUUUUUAUAUAAAAUAAAAUAAAAGCUUCGAGGUAGUGGUAGAUAAUAAAAAAAAUAUUAUGAAAACCGUUAUUUUUUGUUUUAUUUCCAAUCGAAUUCAUCGAAUCGCCAUGGAAUCCGAUCAUUAUUUGUACUAAUUCGCUUUGAUUUUUAGGUAAAAUUCAAAUUCUAUCCG